Symsagittifera roscoffensis is the source of this 1634-nucleotide messenger RNA. Its product is annotated as cytosolic non-specific dipeptidase-like. The coding region runs from base 90 to 1517 and encodes 475 amino acids. The transcript has a single exon. The record is from RefSeq and is a predicted model, not a curated record. Gene Ontology annotation, molecular function: metallodipeptidase activity. Gene Ontology annotation, biological process: proteolysis. NCBI's taxonomy places the organism in Eukaryota, Metazoa, Xenacoelomorpha, Acoela, Convolutidae.
UUAUUUGCUGUUUCUUAGAUAAAAUAUAAAACCAUUUAGUAAACGAACGUUCAAAUUUCAGAUUGAUUAAUUGUGUCGAUAAUCUUGAUAUGGCAUCCACUGCUAAAGUAAUUGAACAUUUGCAGCAGAAUCAUAAGCUUUACGUUGAGAGGUUGAAAGAAUGGGUAGCUAUCCAGAGCGUGUCUGCCAGUCCCGCCCAGAGACCUGAAGUAAUUCGAAUGGUUAACUUUGUCAAAGCCGAAUGGGAUAAACUUGGUGCUGAAACCACAUUGAAAGACAUUGGCAUGCAAAAGACUCCCGAGGGCGAAAUUCCACUGCCUCCGAUCCUUCUGGGAAAACUGGGAAACGACCCUAAAAAGAAGACAAUCUGUGUGUACGGACAUUUGGACGUACAACCAGCCGCUCUCUCCGAUGGCUGGAACACGGAACCGUUUGAUUUGACAAUUGAUGCUGAAGGUAGGAUGUUUGGCAGAGGAUCUUCCGAUGACAAAGGUCCAGUACUUGGCUGGCUGAAUGUAGUGGAAGCGUUUAAAGCGUGCGAAGUUGAGCUUCCAGUGAACCUGAAAUUCAUUUUUGAGGGCAUGGAGGAAAGUGGAUCUGAUGGUCUUCAGGAAUUAGUCUAUGAUGAAAAGGAUAAGUUUCUGCAAGGCGUUGAUUACGUGUGUAUAUCUGACAAUUACUGGCUGGGCAAAAACAAACCCUGUUUGACUUAUGGACUCCGUGGAAUGGCAUAUUUCUUCGUGUCUGUCCAAUGCGCAUGCAAAGAUCUUCAUUCUGGUGUCUAUGGAGGCGCAGUUUCGGAAGCCAUGACUGAUCUUGUAAACCUAAUGUCAAGCCUGGUUGAUAACAAAGGCAAAAUUUUGGUGCCUGGAAUUUACGAUAUGGUCGCACCAGUUUCAGAGGACGAAAAACUUGUGUACCCAAAACUUGACUUCGACCCGGAACAUUUCAAGAACGAAAUUGGAGCGACCAAAUUGAUCCACGAUUCGAAAGAGUUGCUCAUGAUGAACAGAUGGCGAUUCCCAUCUCUGUCACUCCAUGGUAUCGAAGGUGCUUUUGCGGAUCCAGGGUCCAAAACGGUCAUUCCUCGAAAGGUCACUGCGAAGUUUUCUAUCCGACUUGUCCCAAACAUGGACGAAGAAAAAGUGGAAAAACUUGUAAAGACUCAUCUUGAAAGUGUUUUUGCGAAAUUAGGCAGCCCGAAUAAGUUAGAAAUUGUAUUGGAACACGGCGUCCAAGCAUGGUUGGCAGAUUUUAAUGACCCACAGUUCAAAGCAGGACGAAUUGCGUGUAAGAACGUGUUUGGAGAGGAGCCGGAUCUGACGCGAGAAGGCGGGAGUAUUCCAGUCACUCUUUUCUUCCAAGACGCCCUCAAGAAAAGUGUAAUGUUGCUGCCAAUGGGCGCAUGUGACGACUCGGCCCACUCGCAAAACGAGAAGCUAGACCAGAGAAACUACUUCAAAGGAAUGGAGUUGUUCGCUGAGUACCUGACUCAAGUUGCGCUAAUUGAUGCUUAAGUAAACUGAUGAGAACUGAAAUUGACUGUUGUGAAUUAUUCGAGAUAUACGCAGUGUAAAUUAGAGCUUUAUUCUUGCUUCUUCCUAAUAUGCUCAAAUUAAACUAUUUAGAAUGCG